Molecule: messenger RNA, 2714 nt
Organism: Amaranthus tricolor (Joseph's coat)
Lineage: Eukaryota; Viridiplantae; Streptophyta; Magnoliopsida; Caryophyllales; Amaranthaceae
Product: mitogen-activated protein kinase kinase kinase 3-like
Exons: 11
Coding region: 357-2225 (622 amino acids)
Biological process (GO): protein phosphorylation
Molecular function (GO): protein kinase activity; ATP binding
Source: RefSeq, a predicted model, not a curated record
AAAAACUCCAAAUUACAAGUUACAAAUUUUAAUUUUUAUGAUGGAUGUUGAUUGAUGAUCAUGAUGAUCCAAAUUCCAAUUAAGCUAACCACUCCACUUUCUCUCUCUUUCAUUUCCUUUCUUUCUUUUCUUGUUGUCUCCUUUAACCCCCCUUUCCUUCUCCCUUCUCUUCACACUUUAAAUCCACGCCUAUCACCCUCCUAUGAACUUUCCCCCAAUCCCCAGUUUUUUCCCUCUUUCUUAUCUCAAUAUAUCCACUAGCUUACACUACAUGUUGACACCCUUUUCCUAAUUUUAUCCAAAUUUAUCAAAGUUUGAAUCUUUUGUAAUUUUUCUCAACUGGGUAAUCUUGAAAGAUGCCUGCUUGGUGGGGAAGAAAGUCUAAUAAGAGUAAAGAAGAACAUCAUCAUCACUCUUUAUUUAGUGAGCUGAAUUCCAAGAAAUCUUCCAUCCAUUCUGAUAAUUCUCCUACCAAAUAUAGUUAUAAAAGGUGUUCUAAAAGCUUAGAAGAGUUGGGUCAUCAUGGGAUUUUGUCCCCCAAUUUAAGGGGAAUUUCAUCUGGAAAUUCUGGUUUUGAUUCAGAUGGUGAAAGAAAAGUUGUGGGCCAUCCUCUUCCUAGACCUUCAUCAUCAAAUUAUAGUGGUGGUUUUGUUGUUAGUGAUCAUGGUCAUGGUGGUAGUAAUGGAGUAUUAGCAUCCGGGUCUGCAUCAGUUUCUAGUGUUAGUUCAUCUGGGUCUAAUUCUGAUGAUCCUCCUAUUGUUCUCGAUCAUAUUCAAUCUGGGGUUUUCAGUGGAAGAGCAAAGAGUCCGGGCCCUGGAUCAAGAGUAGCUACAGCUGCUACAUCUCCUAUUCAUCCACGGUUGGCUGGUAUAAAUUCAGAAUCUCCAACAGGAAGACAAGAAGAAGGGAGGAGUCAAUAUCAUCCCUUGCCCUUGCCGCCUAGUUCUCCUAGUAGUCCAUCUUCCUUACCUAACGGAAAAGCUGUUGUGUGUUCUGAAAACACACACAAUUCUCUAUCGAAAUGGAAGAAAGGAAGGCUCCUUGGGAGGGGAACUUUUGGACAUGUUUACCUUGGAUUUAACAGUGAGGGUGGGCACAUGUGUGCAAUCAAAGAAGUGAGAAUUGUUUCUGAUGAUCAGAAUUCAAGAGAAUCUCUGAAGCAACUAAACCAGGAAAUAAACCUACUAAGUCAGCUGUCACAUCCAAACAUCGUUAGAUACUACGGCAGUGAGCUGGCUGGAGACACACUGUCAGUUUAUUUGGAAUUUGUGUCUGGCGGGUCUAUCCACAAAUUAGUUCAAGAGUACGGCCCCUUCAAGGAGCCUGUUAUUCAGAACUAUACCAGACAAAUACUCUCGGGCCUUGCAUACUUGCAUAGUAGAACCACAGUGCACAGGGAUAUCAAAGGGGCGAACAUAUUGGUUGAUCCUACUGGAGAAAUCAAACUCGCUGAUUUUGGGAUGGCAAAACACAUAACAUCUUGCAACUCAGUGCUUUCUUUCAAAGGCAGUCCUUACUGGAUGGCACCUGAGGUAGUGAUGAAUAAGGGUGGGUAUAGCCUUGCAGUUGAUAUUUGGAGUUUGGGAUGUACAAUCCUUGAAAUGGCAAUGGCAAAACCACCUUGGAGCCAGUAUGAAGGGGUGGCAGCGAUAUUCAAAAUUGGAAACAGCAAAGAUAUUCCAGAAAUCCCGAAUUUCCUAUCUAAUGAUGCCAAGAGUUUCUUGCACCUUUGCCUUCAGCGUGAUCCGGCUGAUAGGCCCUCAGCUUCAGAAUUGCUAGAUCAUCCUUUUGUCAAAGAGCAAUCUGCAGGAAAAGUUCCCCUUUUAAAUACUACUAGUGAAACAUCUUUCUCAUUUGAUGGACGACGAAAGCCACAACCCUUAGACAUACAUCCGCGCAGAAAGAGUAUUAGUUCCUAUGAAACAGAUAACGUGCGUAGACCAGGAUUGACAAUUUGGGAGGCCAGGGAUAAUCCAAGAUCAAUUACUUCACUGCCGGUUUCACCGUCAUCAAGUCCAUUACAUAGACUGGCGCCUACCUCAAAGAGUUGUUUUCUUUCACCGCCUCCCUCGUAUGCUUGGCCCGGGCAGAGAAGCUACACUUCAACUGAUCACUCAGUAUCUCCAAUGAGAAGGCAGGCAGGAUUCACACUUGAUCCAUUGAUUGAGAGUACUCUGUUUAAGACCCAUACACCAGGUGGGUCCCCUAAUAUGCGGCUUUUCUAAAUGUCGAAGACAAAGAGUGAUAUUUUUCUACAAAAUCAUCACCUAUGUAUGUACAUAAUCGACAGAGUUUCUCAGAGGAAGUGAAGUUUGCUGCAUUCUCUCCGCCAAAAUUGCCAGCAAGUAGAACGAUAUAACCAGCAAAAAUUAGCCCAAAUAGGCGGGUUUUCAUCAUGCUGUAAAUAACUUCAUUUUUUGUAUGUAGAAAUUAUUAUGGUCUUCCUUGCAUAAGAAGUGUGUGUUUUAGUUGAAAAGGCUAAAGUGGAAUCAUCAACAUCCAGUAGUUUGGGUGGAAGAGAGAUGAAUGGCUGUGAUUAAAGCAUAUUUAUCAUGUUCAAAUCAGAUGUCAUUCAUUUUUAUAGGUUAUUUGUUGUUGUAUCAUAAUAUCUUAUUAUUAAUAUAUAGAAUUCCUUUUUGUAGCAUACUGAUUACUGCAAUAUUAUUAUGAGAUGAAACAAACACAAGCUAUAACUUUUCAUUCACCAAAUUUUG